This is a messenger RNA of Elaeis guineensis (African oil palm), 3437 nucleotides long. RefSeq lists its product as uncharacterized. Gene Ontology annotation, biological process: intracellular signal transduction. NCBI's taxonomy places the organism in Eukaryota, Viridiplantae, Streptophyta, Magnoliopsida, Arecales, Arecaceae. The record is from RefSeq and is a predicted model, not a curated record.
GCGUUUCUCGCCCGCCGUUCCCGCUUUGGGAUCCAGUCUUCGAAGCUCCUUAUUCUCUUCGAUUCUGAGCACUCUUUCUCCACCACAUCCGUCUUCCGAUCUCUCUCCUCUUGUAGUCAUUCUCCAUUUGAUAUCCUCUCGCCCUUCUCUUCUUUGGAUCCACGGACAUUUGGAUUCCACUGCUCGACCUCUCCAAUUUUUCCCUUUUUAUCGAUUUUUUCUCCCUUUUUUGGGGUGAGAUCCUGGUCCGAAUGCCCUCAAGGACGCGUUUAUUUUUAUUUUUAUUUUUGUCGAUCCAUUUGCUGCAAUAUUGGCGCUGAUUUGGUGGCCAGGUUCAUUUCUUGAUCUCCGCUUCUGGGUGGCGAAACGGUGGAUAUUUGCUUGUCAUUGGAAGACCAAUAAGCAUCAAACUUUGCAAGGCCAUUAUUUGGAACAUUGUUUACACUUGCAUAUACUUUGCUGAUACAAUGGAAAGUGGAAACAAAGAUGAGAAAAAUUCAGUCAGUGUAUCAGUUUCAGAUAAUUCAACAGUACACACCCUUGAUGCUCAAGGUAAAGGUGAAGGAGGAUUGUCAAGUGAACUGAAAUCUUUAAAUGUCAAUGAGGAAUCUCCAAAGGUCCACCAUGAAAAGGAAAGUGAUGGCUCCGAACAGCCAGUGCAUGAAAGUCAAAAUCAAGGUGAAUUUUUGAGACUGCAGGUGCAUGAAAGUGAAAAACAAGAUGAAGAUUUGAAAGAGGAGGUGCUUGAAAGUGAAAAUCAAGGUGAAGUCUUGAAACAUCAGGUGCUUGAAAGUGAAAGUCAAGGUCAAUUCUUAAAGCAGGAGGUGCAUCAAUGUGAAAGUCAAGCUGAAGGCUUGAAAUCUCAGGUGCAUGAAAGUAGAGAUUUAGAUUCUCAGGAUUCAAAAGAAGCAUACCAGAGUACAGAGGAGGUUCUUGCUGAAGAAAAGGAAGCAGAUCCUGUUUUUGAUGGAACAGAGGCUCCUGAACUGGAAGCAACCAGGAGUCCAUCGGGUCAAUAUUUGGAACUUGAUCCAGAAGCACAGGGAUAUGCCUGGCCUGAAAAAGCUGUUGCACUGAAAAACUUUGUUAAGGAGAAAGGAAUAGUUGCAAUUGCAACUGUUCUUCGCCGUCUUUCUGGCAGAAAGGAGGAAGAUGGGCUUCCUGAUGGUGAUGAGAAGAAUGAUAAUUUUACAAUUGGCUAUAAUGAGGAAGAGGAUUCUAGCUCAGGUUCCAAACUAAAAGAGGUCUCAGAGAAGGGUUGGGAACGAUCUACAUGGAAUCCUCUAAACUAUAUCAAAAUUGGACGUGAAUCAGAUGUUCAAAGCAAACCUGAGCAGGUAGAGCAUGUCCAAGUUGAAAGCUCAGUUGAUGAACCGGUUAUGAAGGGAAGAAUUAUAGUAUACACAAGGUUGGGAUGUCAGGAUUGCAAAAUGGUUAGGGUAUUCAUGCAUCUAAAAAGGCUCAAAUAUGUUGAAAUCAAUAUUGAUAUCUUCCCUGGUAGGAAGAUGGAGUUAGAGAAAAACACUGGAUCUUCAGCUGUUCCUCGGGUGUACUUUAAUGAUCUCCUUGUUGGAGGACUUAGUGAACUGAGGGCCAUGGAUGAGUCUGGGGAGCUUGAUAAGAAGAUAAAUAAUCUUUUCGAUGAGGAACCCUCACCUGCUGCUCCUUUGCCACCAUUGUCUGGUGAAGAUGAUGAGUCUGGUAGCGGGAAGGUUGAUGAGUUGGCCCCUGUAGCUAGAAGGAUGAGAGAAUCAAUUAUUCCUAGGGAUAGAUUCUAUAAGAUGCGAAGAUUUAGCAAUUGCUUUCUUGGGUCCGAGGCUGUCGAUUUCUUGGCCGAGGAUCAGUACUUGGAGCGCGAAGAGGCAGUGGAAUUUGCAAGAAAGCUUGUCAGGCAAAACUUCUUCCAGCAUGUUAUGGAUGAGAAUAUAUUUGAAGAUGGAAACCACCUGUAUCGGUUCUUGGAUCAUGAUCCUGUUGUCAUGACUCAAUGCUACAACAUCCCUAGGGGUACAAUUGAUGUAAGACCUAAGCCUCUUACGGAAAUAGCAUCGAGGUUAAGAUUUCUUUCCUAUGCAAUUUUUGAAGCAUAUAUAUCUGAAGAUGGUCGACAUGUUGAUUAUGGAAGCAUUUAUGGUUGCGAGGAGUUCAAAAGGUACUUGAGAAUAAUAGAGGAGCUUCAAAGAGUUGAGUUGGAUGACUUGUCACGGGAAGAAAAGCUUGCUUUCUUCAUAAACCUUUAUAACAUGAUGGCUAUUCAUGCAAUAUUAACAUGGGGUUAUCCUACUCGAGCUUUGGACAGGAGAAAGUUUCUUAGUGAUUUUAAGUAUGUUAUUGGUGGGUGCACUUAUUCGCUGUCAGCUAUCCACAAUGGUAUCUUACGGGGAAAUCAACGGCCACCAUACAAUAUCACCAAGCCAUUUGGUCCAAGAGACAAACGCUUCAAGGUGGCUCUGCCAUAUCCAGAACCACUGGUUCACUUUGCCCUGGUAUGUGGCACUAUAUCUGGACCUGCACUUAGGUGUUAUUCACCAGGAAAUAUUGAUAAAGAACUGAUGGAGGCUGCACGUGAUUUUCUGAGGAAUGGAGGGUUAAUUAUUGAUGCUGAAGGAAAGAUUGCUUCCCUAAGCAAGAUCCUGCAGUGGUAUAAAGGGGAUUUUGGGAAGAAUGAGGUAGAGGUAUUGAAGCAUGCAGCAAACUACCUGGAGCCAGCAAAGUCAGAGGAGCUGUUAGAGUUGCUUGCAACCACUCAGUUGAAGGUGACAUAUCAUCCUUAUGACUGGGGUCUAAACUGUUAGGCAUACACUAAAGUUUUGUAGUUAUAUACACGAGAUGUUGUUGAAGGAAUCAUAUGGCAUCUUCAGGGUUCGGUGGUUAAGAUUUUACCAAUAUACUUGACUCUUAAUGACGGCACUUGAUCAGAGUCCAAGAUUUUGGGCAUUGGACGGUACAGAUGAAUUUAUGCUGUUCAUUUUGCUUCUUCCAUCCCUCAGAUUCUUAAUGAUGCUUUUCAGCUAUCAAAAAUUCUGAAGCAAGGAAGAUAAAGCUGUCAAAAUUCUUUCAAGAAUAGUGUUAUAAAAAGAGUUCUGAUGCAUCCUUGAUCGAUUUUUUUUUCCCUUGUUUUUCUGAAUUUGCACUGACAAAUUGAAGCAAUUAAUACCUCAAUAUUGAAGUGAAUGUCUCAUCGAUGCACCAUGGUGCUGGAUUGCUUAUGACUUUAAUUAUCCAGUACAUUGGAUUCUGGCUUAUUCCCAAAGCAUAUACUUGGUUUAAAAAUGUGUACAAGGGAGAAAAUUUCUAGUAAUAUGAUGUGACCAAAAAGAACAAAGAGAAGAUGCUGUUGGCCGUGACUUGCAACUAUAUGGGGGUCCUCCAACCACCCCUAAUGGCAGGUUUUGAUGAGGAUGUCUAAAAUAUACUGCUAAGAUUUGAAGAUCGAU